AUGUCUGCCAGUAUUAGAGCAAGGGUUUCAAGCCAAAUGGCUUAUAAGGUUAAAAGGGCAGCCUUGCUAGAAGUUGACUGCUCUAUAAAGUAUCAGUUUUCAAUGUUAAGGGACUAUGGAAAUGAGCUGAUAAGGGCUGAUCCAGAUACUACAGUCGAUAUUAAGUGUGAUUUCAGCAUUACUUCCAAGAAUCCCGUCUUUAAAAGAAUGUACAUUUGCUUGGGAGCCCUCAAGAAUGGAAUCAAGGCUGGAUGUAGAAGUGUGAUUGGCUUGGAUGGUGCACACUUGAAAAGUGCUUUUGGGGGACAGCUUUUGAUAGCAGUGGGGUUGGAUGCCAAUGACACAAGCUGGGUGAUUGCAUAUGCAAUGGUUGAGAUGGAGAAUAAGGACUCAUGGAUCUGGUUUUUGCAACUAUUAUGCAAGGACUUGGAGAUCGAGGAAUAUGGAGCUGGGUGGGUUUUUAUUAGUGACAAGCAAAAAGGGCUCAAACCGGCAUUUGAGGAGGUGGUCCCAAGUGCACAUAUCAGGUUCUGUGUAAGGCACAUGUGGACUAACUUUACCAAACUUUUCCCUGGAAAAGUGAUGAAGGACCAGAUGUGGAAGUGUGCCAAGUCCACUACUAUGCCUUACUAUCUUAAUGACAUGGAGGAGAUGAAAGCCCUUGAUGAGGAUGCUUACAAUUGGAUGACAGCUAGAAAAAAGCCACUAGUCAUCAUGUUUGAAGAAAUAAGAUUGAAACUUAUGAAGAGGAUUCAGGUGUUGGAGAAGAGCAAGGCGAAGGCUGCAACCAAUUGCACUCCUACAUUCAAUGGUGAGGAUGAAGCUGAGGUUGAGAAUAUAGAAGGAAACAAGAAUGUUGUGAAUCUAAGGUUGAGGACAUGCAGCUGCAGGAGGUGGGAUUUGACUGGAAUCGCAUGCAAGCAUGCAGUUUCAGCUAUAAACUUUCUUAGGCAAGACCUCGAUGAGUAUGUUGCUGAUUGUUAUUUCAAGAAGAGGUAUAUGGCUAUCUACAGCAAUUUCAUCAAGGCUGUUAACAGCAUGGACUUAUGGGGAAGAUAUGAAGAUCCACCAAUCUUACCUCCAACAUAUUCAAGGCAGCCGGCUGAGGGUAAGCUUGGAAGGCAGCAGAGAUCCCUCAAGUGUGGGAAUUGUCACCAAGUAGGCCAUAAUGUUAAAACUUGUCAAAGGCAUUUGCCGCCAAAGGAAAACAAGAAGAGAAAGGUCAACAAUGAAGAAGGUCAAGGUUCUGAUCAGGCCAAGAGAGGGAAGAAAGGUUCUAUGUCUGCAAAUGAAUUGAGGAAGAAAGCAAGGGAGAGAGCAGAGUAUCAAAGAGUGAUCUCCUGA
Molecule: messenger RNA, 1344 nt
Organism: Rosa chinensis
Lineage: Eukaryota; Viridiplantae; Streptophyta; Magnoliopsida; Rosales; Rosaceae
Exons: 6
Coding region: 1-1344 (447 amino acids)
Biological process (GO): DNA transposition
Molecular function (GO): zinc ion binding; transposase activity; DNA binding
Source: RefSeq, a predicted model, not a curated record